AUGAAUAAGGGUAAUGUGGUCGAUUGUCACAUGGUUGACCAUGAAGCGUAUGAUGAUGAUGACGUGGAUGAUGGCGAUAAUGAUGUUCAUGAAGGUAAUAAUAUUAGUGAGGAUGAUGAUGACGACAAAUGUGAAGAAGACAAUGUUGAUGUGGGUGAUGUUCGCAUUGAUGGUGUUGAGAGUAAUGAUGGUAAUGAUGAUGAUUCGUGGUGA
Messenger RNA from Angiostrongylus costaricensis, 213 nucleotides. Lineage: Eukaryota; Metazoa; Nematoda; Chromadorea; Rhabditida; Metastrongylidae. The record is from the annotation of a GenBank genome assembly.